This is a messenger RNA of Drosophila simulans, 3121 nucleotides long. Its product is annotated as O-acyltransferase like protein. Gene Ontology annotation, molecular function: acyltransferase activity, transferring groups other than amino-acyl groups. The transcript is spliced from 8 exons. The record is from RefSeq and is a predicted model, not a curated record. NCBI's taxonomy places the organism in Eukaryota, Metazoa, Arthropoda, Insecta, Diptera, Drosophilidae. The coding region runs from base 831 to 3041 and encodes 736 amino acids.
UAGAAGUUCUUACAUAUGGCUGUUCCAUUAAAAGCACUCACUCACAGUGCUGGGUAUCUGUUAGUCGGUUCGGUUGCCUUGCGCGUUCCUUCUCGCUGUAACCUUGAUGUGUGGCUGUUGCAUAACCAAGAAAUGCGAAUCUGGUCCAAAACUCAUGCGAAAACCAGUCCGUGCCACACCCCUCCACUUUUGGCUGGGCACCUAGACGAAAGUGAAAACUCGUUCGAAUUUCCAUUUCCCAGCAAAAGCUGGGAAAACCACAGGAUAUCGAGAUGUAAGUAUUGCAUGUCAAAAUCUAAAACUGUGCAAAUCUCCGUCCCGAAAAGCGCUUGACUUCGAAUGGAAUGGCAGCGACAGACAACCAACUGACCAACAAUUUGGCGAACAUUUCGUAUGAAUACCAUAGUCAUGUUGUAUGGAAAGCCAAAUCGACUUUUAAUCAACAGCGACUAAGUUAAGUACGUGCCCCUCGAUUAAUGCCUACUCCAAGUGUGAAGUAAUUCGGUCAUUCUCGGGAAAUUCGACAAGGCAGAGAUGCUACCGAAGCAGCCGAAACCAGCGGCUUAUCUUUCCGCGUAUUCUUCCGAAUCGCAUUGUAUUAGCCACGUUAAGAGUUCGCCGGCCCUGCCCUGAUUACCGAGGGUAGCAAUGCCUCCGAUUAUGGGUAAGUGCUGGAAAGUACCCGCUGUUCGUACUAACUCGUCGGACGCGCAGAUAAUGAAUACGCGAUUCCGAAUGGAUAACGCACAGGAGGAUUUGCCAGUGUGUAUAAAUGGGCUAGGGAAGGGCGAUUCGCUAAACAGUCGUAAACUAGGAACUCGAGGAGAAAGAUGAUCAAGCUAUUGGCUAUAUUGCUGACCGCCGGACUGGCGGUGAUCCAAGGAGCGCUACCGCCGUCCCAACUAUCCAGUAAUCUAUGGACGCCGCACGAUGUGCCCACCAUGGCGGAUUACGAACGGCUCGUGGAUCUGCGCUCCCUGGCCAUGGAGUUCUAUCGCGAAUUCCGAAACAUUUCAACGGCGGAUGUGCAUCUGCUGGGUGAGCGGAUUGGACCGCAAGAUCUACAGUGCCUGGCGGAUAUGGUCCAGUUUAUGAGUGCCCUAAGUGCGCCCAAGGCGUGGGCCCUAAAAAUGCUCGACGCGUGGGGCACCAUUCCAUCGGGUUAUCUCAUUGGCAACCGCGUCGACAUGGGCAACUACAGGGAGUGCAUGUCCGAGGGCGGAUUGCUCACCUCAGCGCAGGACAUCCAGGGAAAGUACUGCUUCAUGGAGCUGCCGGUCGCCAAGUGGUUGGGCUUCAAUUCGGAGCUGCUGAAGGAGAUCAGCAUAAGAACCGCUGUGUGCCUGCCCUCCUCCUGCUCGGCGAGCAACAUGGAGCUGUACCUCAAGCAACUGCUCAAGCGGCUGCUUGGCGUCAGUGAUGUGACCAACUUGUUUUCCAUCAGCGAGUCAUCGUGCCGAACCAAGGAUAGAGCACCCUGGGAUGGGCUCACCAUAUUCACAGUCGUUCUACUGUCCGUAUUCGGCGCCACGGUGAUCCUGUGCACCCUCUACGACUACUUCUUGUGUCCGGAGCAGGAUAAGCUGCCCCGGCCCAUCAGGGCCUUCUCAGCCCGUGCCACUUCGCGCUCGCUGUUCACCAUCGUGGAGAACUCGGCGAAUCCGAAUGUGAUCCACUGCCUCAAUGGCAUGCGGUGCAUGUCCCUGAUCUGGGUGAUCUUCAGCCAUGAGUACAUUGGCAACAUGAAGGGUCCCGCCAUGAAUCCAGUGGACAACCUGAUAUGGGCGUCGCAGUUCUUCUCGAGCUUCAUACUCUACGGCACCUUGUCGGUGGACACGUUCUUCUUCAUCGCCGGCUUGCUGCUGGUUUCAAUUGGCCUGCGAAGCAUGGAAAAGAACAAGGGAAAGCUGAAUGUGCCGCUGAUGUAUCUGCACCGAUAUCUGCGCCUUACCCCGGUCGUAGCCCUUGCCAUACUGUUUUUCUACAAGAUGAUACCCCUCUUCGCCGACGGUCCAAUGUAUGAUGAUAUCGGCUUCUUCGAAUACUCCGCGUGCAAGAAGACCUGGUAUUGGACCCUUCUCUACGUGCAGAACUACGCAACUUCCGAUGUGUGCGUGCCGCAUACCUGGUACUUGGCGGUGGACAUGCAACUGUACCUCCUGUCCCCGAUCCUGCUGAUCGCCCUCUACAAGUGGGGCAAGAAGGCGGCCGGAGGUAUCCUGGUGGUCACUUUGUUGCUCUCGGCCUGCCUGUUUUCCACCAUAAUGGUGAAUGACUUUCCCGUGAUGUUCAAAACUGGAAUUCAGGCUCAGGUGGUUCAGGAGAAGAUCUACUCCGCCACGCACACACAUGCGGCGCCCUGGUUGGUCGGCACUAUGUUCGGCUACCUCCUGCACCUGAUCCGUGGCCGGAGAUUCAAGCUCAGCCCCCUGGCUGUCUGGGCAGGCUGGCUGCUCAGCCUGGCCCUGCUCUUCACCUCGAUCUUCGCCUUGUAUCCGUACUCGAAGCUGCUGGGCAAAUCGCCCACGAUAUUGGAAGGAGCCCUCUACUACACACUGGUCCGGAUCGCCUGGCCCCUCGGUCUCUGCUGGGUGGUCUUUGCGUGCAUGCAGGGCUAUGGAGGUCUGGCCAACAGCUUCCUCUCCUCACCACUUUGGCAGCCGCUGUCCAAGCUCUCCUACGGCGCCUACAUCUGGCACAUCUUCGUCAUGGAAAUCGCCAACAGAAGCGUUCAGAACAAUACGUACUUCUCCAACUAUCAAAUGAUGCGUAACUUCUGGUCCACCUUUGGCUUCACCCUGCUGGUGACCUACGUGCUCUACGUUUUAAUUGAGGCGCCUCUGGAGGCCUUGGAAAGAAUGAUGUUUCCCAACCGCAGAAGCCCGCCAGCAGCAAAGGAUCAGCCGCAAAUCGAACCCCGAACGGAUGUCGUGGAGCAGAUAGACGGGAUGGACCCGGUGGAGCAGAUAGACAGUCCGACCCAGUCCGACCUGGAAACGAGUGCCAACAAAACGGAGACUGACCUCGAGUUAUCAAAUUAGACUUAGUUAGAAUGUACGCAACUUAUCAGUUCCUAUUUAACCUUUAUUAAAACGAAUCACUUGUAAUCUAUAGUUACAAU